Messenger RNA from Mercenaria mercenaria, 637 nucleotides. RefSeq lists its product as uncharacterized. The transcript is spliced from 2 exons. NCBI's taxonomy places the organism in Eukaryota, Metazoa, Mollusca, Bivalvia, Venerida, Veneridae. The record is from RefSeq and is a predicted model, not a curated record. Bases 70 to 636 code for a protein of 188 amino acids.
AUAUAAAUACAACACUUAUUAUACAGUUUCUAGAGUUUCUAAGACAGUAGCUUUAUAUUUUGUUGAAAGAUGUGCCGUUUAAGCUUUUUUCUCUUAUACGCCAUUGGUUAUCAAAUUAUUUUUGAAUCAAAAGCGGACAUGGGGACGGAUUUUAUCCUCGAACUCGUUUCUUACUUUGACACUUUGAUGACAGAAGUAAAUAAGCUUCGGCAGGAAGUGACGUCGGUAAACAAAGACGUAGACGUAUUAAAGAGCCGGUAUGAGAUAUUUGACGAUACACGGAAAAUUCAGGUGAAGGACAAUAAACAAACCCCACAAGCUCAGUCCAAAGUCAUUUCCAAAGACGAACAAGAUAAAUGUCGGCUUCCGAAUGACAAACAUGUAUCAAGUUUGAUAAAAGAGACGAUUAAACAAGAGAAAACGUAUUUGAGAAAAACUAUUGCAAAGUCGUUGCUGUGCUCAAGCGGGCCCAUGACGAAAGAACUGAAAAAGUUAGCAAGGAUUUCCAAAAUCUUGAAGCAGAAAUAUAUGAAAAUCUCAAACGAGCCCAUGGCGCUCACAGCGAAAGAUCUGAAAAAGUUAGCAAGGAGGUCCAAAAUCUUGCAGCAGAAAUAUACGAAAAUAGGACACAGCUGAG